Anopheles coluzzii is the source of this 2836-nucleotide messenger RNA. Its product is annotated as carbohydrate sulfotransferase 8-like. The record is from RefSeq and is a predicted model, not a curated record. Gene Ontology annotation, cellular component: membrane. The transcript has 2 exons. Gene Ontology annotation, biological process: carbohydrate biosynthetic process. The coding region runs from base 102 to 1091 and encodes 329 amino acids. NCBI's taxonomy places the organism in Eukaryota, Metazoa, Arthropoda, Insecta, Diptera, Culicidae. Gene Ontology annotation, molecular function: sulfotransferase activity.
AGUUAUUCAUCGUUCAUGUUAUUCAUCACUCGGGCAAGUAAUAGUAGAAAGUCAUGCUGAAAUAAACUUGCCCGAAGUGGUCCAUUAGUAUCGGGUUGAUUAUGAUGGGUAUAUCAUGUGUCAUACAUUUGUAUCGUAAAGUAAAAAGACGCGUUACAUGUAGACUCUUUACGUUAAACAUAUCGAACAUUCAGGCGUGCAUCGGAGGCAUAUUCAUAAUCACACUGCUAAUGAUAUGUGUUGUAAACUACGAACUGAUUCGUACAGAAUUUGGAGAAAAAUUUGCCACUGAUAUCAAUAAGUGGAGGCUGUCACACCUGACAAAUGUUUGCCAACGAUUAAACAAUGGAGGACAUACAAACCUUCAGCCGGCGUUCUAUCUGCACAGCAAAAAUUACAGUUUGGUUUAUUGCCCAGUGUUUAAGGCAGGCACCAGCACGUGGUUCUACAACUUUAAUACAUGGGCAGGAUUCACGGAAUACGAGAUCAUGCAUAACGACAAUCUGUUUCUUGCGCGUAAGUUCUACCCGAUAGAAAAUCGCGUCACGUUAAUGCAAUCGAUGGCACAUUCAUUCUCGUUUAUCAUCGUACGGCAUCCUUUCGAGCGUUUGAUAAGCGCUUUUGAAGAUCGACUGGUGAGUAUGAAAAAUGCGUACUAUUCGCGUGUAUCCCUAGCCAUCUAUCGCCGCUAUCACCCGACGGGGAGCGGCAAAAUUACAUUCCGUGACUUUGUGCAGUACAUUAUCGAUGAUGUCGAAUAUCGCAACAGCACAAUGGGGUUAGAUAUUCACUGGUGUCCAGUUAACAAUAUCUGCACACCUUGCUUAGCUAGAUAUGAUUAUAUAAUCAAACUGGAAACAUACGAGCAAGAUGUGGAAGUGAUGAUAAAAGCGGCAAAAUUGCAAGGUAAAGUGAAACUAAUGCAAUUAAACCACGUCAGAAAGGAACCUGUCGAAGUUCUGAUGAUGAAAUAUUUUUCACAAAUAACGCAGAAACAAUUAGAAAUAUUGUACAGUAUUUACGAGAUCGAUUUCGAAUUGUUCGGAUAUUCUGCUGACAAAUAUUUUCAAAUACCAAAAGCCGUGACGUGAAUACAGUGAACCCUCUCUUAUUUAAGAGGCGAUGGGACUCUCGAAUAAGAGGGGUUUUCAAAUUACAGAGGUUGAAAGUGAAUGAAAGGUCCAUACAAGACAAGAAAGAGACAGAACAUUUAGUAUGCAGCCUUAACUGUUGCUAUAGGAAACUGCGAACAGAAUCGCUAAUUUGAGCAUACAUCUUUCAAUAACCAUGGCAACACCAUACACAAAUAAGAGGGACACAGAUUUCAGAGGUUUUCCAAAUUAGAGGAACAAAAAUGUACUGGAAAUCAAGGGACUGUGCAAAAUGUUCAAAUAAGAGAGGUUUUUCAAAUUGGAGAGGUGUCAAAUAAGAGAGGGUUCACUGUAGUUAUAUUGCAAGAGAAUCGGGAAAAUUUGUAGAAAAGAAGCAAUUACAGCUUUGUGUGUAAACGUUAAACUAAAACAUGAAACAAUCGUGUAAUAUGUAAAAAUUAAGAAAAUUAAAUUAAUACCUUAAAUUUAAAUAAGUUGUUAAUUAACAUGGUAAAAUGUGAGGCUAAAGCUUGGAUUAGGUUAUGUAUUUUAUAUUCAAAUAAAACAAAAAUCAUUUACAGUUGUUGAUGACUAUGCAUAUUACCAUUUUUCGAAUAAGGACAAUUCGAUGAGAAUCUUCUAUAUUUUUUUUUUGUUGCCGUAAUUUGACUCUAGACCAAAGGAGUUGGUGCGAGGCCACGUGAUCCACAAAAUGCUGAAUAUGUUGUGAACUUUGUCAAAAUUGCUUGUCAAUUGCAAAAAAGAGCUUUUCCGUGGCCUCAUCAAAAAUCUACACAUUGACGCAACUUGAACGACAAAAAGCUAUACUACAUGACAAAAAGACAAGCAAUUAUUAUCGAUUUUGUUUAGAUGGAAAACAUAUUUAAAAAAAAAAAAAUAAAAUAUUUUUAGAUCGAUAAAAACAUAACCUUAACAAAAAAUGUCAGCAUUUUGUCAUUCCCGUGGCCUCGCGCCUAUUGUAUGCAAAGAACAAAAAAAUCCCUCGUGCUUGUAUAAUCUAGUGUUCCUGGGAUUCAUGAAUUCUUUGUUGAGAUUCAUUCAUAUGAUGUGAUGAGUGAUUCGAAUCUCGAAUCGAAUCUCUAAAGGUUCACGAAUCUUCAAAGAUACGUGAAUCUCAAAAAUUGAAUUCAUGAAGAAUCAUAAAUCUCCAGGAUUUCAUGAACCAUUAGACAUGUAAAAUUGUCAAAAUAUUGAAUUUGCGUGAUCCUAUGGUACAGUGAUUAACUUGCAAGACAUGCCCGUCGUGGGUUUAAGUCUCGCAUGGACUGUUUCCCCGUAGCAAAACAGACUAUCCGGCUGCGUGGUACCAAGAAGACUCGAAUGCCUGUAUAGGUUGGAAUGACCACGUAGGUUGUUACGCCAAGACGAAUAGAAGAAGCUCAAACUCGUAGUAGUUUGUAGUUUAUAUUAUAGGAUAUUUGGUAGUUAAUCGAAUGCUUGUUUAUCCCAUUUUUAAUAAUAAAGAAUAUGAGAUUUUUAAAUACAAAGCUACACAAUAACAAAUAGCGAGUGGCCAGUCUCGUGGUACAGUCGUCUACUCGUAAGACAUAACAGCAUACCCUUAAAGGGUACAAACCCCGAAUGAACCUUGCGACUCCCAUACAUAGGCCUAUCUAUUCUGCCAUAUGUGGAUCAAUAAGACACUAAAAGUUAAGCCCACUAGUGCUAGUAGUCCUUGACAUACAACAGUUGUUGACCCAAAGAAGAAGGAGAAGAAAAAGAAA